Molecule: messenger RNA, 943 nt
Organism: Suncus etruscus (white-toothed pygmy shrew)
Lineage: Eukaryota; Metazoa; Chordata; Mammalia; Eulipotyphla; Soricidae
Gene: C7H1orf226
Product: chromosome 7 C1orf226 homolog
Exons: 2
Coding region: 35-676 (213 amino acids)
Source: RefSeq, a predicted model, not a curated record
AGUCAACCACAGUAUAUUCCAGAACUUGAACACGAUGCUCACGCCCAGGCUUCCAGCCAGCCACUCGGUCCCACACCUGUCCAGGCCCGUCGUUGCCUCUUGCACCGCCACACCAGGGCCUGCUGAGCCUGUGGGGCUGGGGCUCUUUGGGGGCAGCAGCCAACACCUCUGGAGCCCGGGCAGGGCUGUGGGUGCCAGGAAGAAUGAUCCAGUGUGCAGGAAGACUCCAGGGGCCCCAGGCAUGGCUGUGGAGAACCAGUCCAUGGGCACCCAGUUGACCAGCACAGUUGAUGACAUGUUGGAGGAGGGGGAGCCGGGCUCGGCUGCCUCGGAGACGUUCCCUCGGCUGGAGCCACCACCCACUGUCCCCCGGAAGCGGAUCCCAAGAGCCCUGAAGACACCCCAGGACAUGCUCAUCUCCUCCCAGCCUGUCCUCAGCAACCUAGAUGGAGACCCUAAACUGACCCCUGGGUGGCCCCCGGACCCCCCACUGGCUCCCACGGACAGGGCAAAUACAGACCCAGAGGCACCCAAUGGAGAAGUGCCUGACCUGUUGUACCAGGACAGCCAAGAUGCAACCACCACCAAGCCAGCGUCCCCCCACAGCUCCCCUCAGGCCCGGUCCCCCUGCCUGGACCCUGAUGCCCCUCAUCCGGACCUACUGGCCUUUGAGUAAUGCCACCUGUUGUGCCUUCUCACAUUUUCGUGGGGCCUGACCACAACCCUGAGGACCGAGGGUCACGACGAGUGCAGUGGGGGUGAUCGUCGCAGGCCCCUCCUGGGACAUGUGCCUCUCAUGGGUGACCAGGGGUCAGAAGGUGCUGGCUUGAUGAUGGGGCCACCCCAGUAAGCCCCCAAGGUGAGCCCAUUCGUUCCCAGCUCCUGUUUCCGUGUUAUCAGAUGGAAGCUGAGAAGGUCCACACAGGACAGGGAGCUACUCUGU